This is a messenger RNA of Geodia barretti, 690 nucleotides long. The record is from the annotation of a GenBank genome assembly. Lineage: Eukaryota; Metazoa; Porifera; Demospongiae; Tetractinellida; Geodiidae.
GAGGAUGUAGAGCAGUUGGAUGAUCUGGAGGCCGUGUGGUUUCCCCAAGACGGGGACGAGGAUAACGAUACCGCCCUAAUGAAGGCCGCCGGACAAGGCCACAUAGAGGUGGUGCGGUUCUUGGUUGAGCAGGGGGCGGACCUCGAUGUCCGCAACAGGCAGGACCAAAAUGCCUUGAUGUUUGCCGCCGCGGGCGGCCACUUGGCGGUGGUCGUCUUCCUCAUCGAUAGCGGAGCCGAUGUGAGCCCACUUGGUUUCCUCUAUUCUUACGAAUACGGCCCCUACACUCCCUUGAUGUGGGCGGCCUAUAACGGCCAUUUGGAUGUGGUCAAUCUCCUACUAGAGUACGGGGACAUAAUCGACGUUCCGAUUCUCCAGGAUUCGCCUUGGGUGCCGAUGGCCGAGAUGAUUACGGCUGACCGCCUUGAUGUUUGCCGCCUCGCGCACGACCUAGAGAUGGCGCGCGUGCUGCUAGAAAACGGAGCCCCGGUCAAUGCCCAAACAGAUGUCGGCACAACUGCCUUGAUGUUUGCCGCCGCUUUCGGGCAUGCAGAGAUGGUGCGUUUCCUCGUCGAAAACGGAGCAGACAUCCACAUCCAAAAUGCUACAACUACACAGCUUGAGUCUGGCAGAAGAGAGGGCCAUCAAGGAGUGGUUGACUUCCUCCGCUCAGUGGAAGACGCUGGGUAA